AUGUGCGCUUAUAAUAGGCCUCAUCGACGGACAACGGGACGUGCCGCCUUUGGUUCUACAGCAUGGAAUUCAGACAUAGCUUAUACACUCUCGGAGCGAAUCCAGAACCUGGAACAAUUGAUAGACCCCGGGAACUCUAGUUUGCACCCAACUCGGCCCCAUUCUGGCAGCCCAGUAUCCUCUGCUUUCAGCACAUCGGUUCAGCGCAAAACACCGGCCUCACCCAAUGACGAAGAUACAAAAAUGCUCAAUCCCAUCAUCGACUCAUGGCCGCGUGCUAAAAUCCGAGACCAACUCACAAAUGCUCUCUACAAAUCCCGAAGGAUCAUGCUGCAGGAUGCCCCUGUUUGUACGUCGGAAGACAACUUCAGCAUGCCUCCUGAAAGAGCGAAGGUACUCAUUGAGGAUUGCUUGGAGCAGCUCAAGGGGGACUUAUUUAUCGGUCUUGUGGAUGCGGAACUGAUGAAGUCGCUACCAGAUAUCAUAGACAAAGUGCAUGUUCAUCUUCAUGCGUCAGUGCUCCUUGUAUAUUAUUUGCUGCUAUGCCAAGGCCACCUGAUUCGGGAGGACGGGUACAGAUCUUGCGGCGAUAUUGUCUCUCGGCUCUAUCUCAAGUGUAUCAACCUUUUGCCUCAGUGGCGCCAAGGCGCCACUGCAAACACAACAUAUCUGGUAGGCGCCCUAUUAAUGUCUUUGAUAGCGGCAGAGAAUCAAGAUUUCGACUUAAGUUGGUCCCUCCACCGUCAAGCCUGUCAGUUUGCACAGCUCCUUGAUUUGCACAAUCUCGACCGGUAUCAGGACCCAUCCAGUGUAGAUACAAUGACCUUCGAACACAAACGGCAUGGCUUCUGGCAACUUAUCCAGGCAGAUUUAAACUUUUGCCUUUAUCAUGAUGUUCCCCCCACAAUUUUUGCCACGGAUUGGACCGUGAAUAUCCCUUGGCUGGGUUUUAACUUAGAGCUUGAUGGCGCUGGCUAUCCCCCGGUGAAUAUCGCCUCAUUUAUUGCCAAUUCCCGCCUUACCUUCAUCGGUAUGGGGUUUUUAGAGGCUAUCGGCAAAGCUACAGUCGAUCCUUACUUUGAUCUAGAAAGCUGCAUCGAGUCGACCUGCGGCAAGAUCAGGGUAACAAUCCAAGAGUGGAAUUUGGAAGAUAGAUUCCAUAAAUCUAGUUUAUUACUGGAUAAGCUGUUCCUGGCUGACGCUCUGCUCGCGGGACUAAACUUUAUUAUUAUUAUGAAUAGCAAGCUGCCAUGCUUUUUCCCGAGUUCCUCUUGCAAACACUGGAAAAGCGCUGUCCAGACGGCACGUCACAUCGUUGAGAUUGUCCUGGAAAUGGGUUUUCCGUCCCCAUCAGAUGCGACCAUCAGGCGGAUCUUUUUUCUCCGCCCAUUUCUCGCUGUCUUGACACUUUACGAAAAUCUCGCCGUUGUCACCGACGAGAUGCGUUGCAAAGACAUUCUUUCCCUGGGCAGACUGCAGAAGGUACUAGCCAUCGGCGCCGAGUACCGUCCGGACUUGGUGCCGAUUGUGGAGGUCAUGGAGUCUCUGGCACAUCUGGUGCGUGGCCAAGGUACUCACCCAUAA
Messenger RNA from Aspergillus alliaceus, 1584 nucleotides. Its product is annotated as fungal specific transcription factor domain-containing protein. The record is from RefSeq and is a predicted model, not a curated record. Lineage: Eukaryota; Fungi; Ascomycota; Eurotiomycetes; Eurotiales; Aspergillaceae. Gene Ontology annotation, molecular function: DNA binding; zinc ion binding. Gene Ontology annotation, biological process: DNA-templated transcription. Bases 1 to 1584 code for a protein of 527 amino acids. The transcript has 5 exons.